AUGCCGUUCCUACAUGCCCCUCCACAUCCUCAGCGCGCCCCCUUCACCACCCUCCUCAAGCACAGCUCCGGAAGCAGCGCCCUCGGGCCGGCCCUCCACACAGCUCUCCCCGAGGCGGCCCGCACCUUCCGCGCCACAUCCCCGCGCAAGCCAGAGGGGUCAACCCUCGUCCACGCGGAUUCCAUAAUCAGAGGAGGCUCCCUCCAGAGCCAGAGGGCUCCAGUCCCUCCCCAAAAGAGAGCGAGACUGACAGGCCGACUGACCCCAGAAGCACGGCCGCCCACCCAACAUGCUCCCCAGAACCAGAAGAACCCCCCCCCCCCCCCCCGGACGGGCCCAGCCCCCACCCCGUACUCGCCAGAUCCAGGACUACCCCGCCCCGAACUAAAGCGACUCCCCACAUUCAUACUAGAACCAGAACGCCCCCCACCAGACCCAGGGGGGCCCAGCCCCUCACAAAGACCCUACACCCAGUACCCUUCGCCGGAACACUGGACACCACACACCGCUAGACCCAGGGCCCCCCACCAAACGAAGAGGGGCCCAGCCCCCCCUCCACACGCUCGAGCCAAGGCCUCCCAUCGGAGCCAGAGUCCAGCCCCUACACAUACCCCCCAGAAUCAGAACCCCCCCUCACAAUCAAAGAGGCCCAGCCCGCCUACAUUCACCCUAGAACCAGGACACCCCGCUAGACCCAGAGGGGCCCAGCCCCUCACAUCCACCCACCCUAAAACCGAGGCGCCCCACCAAAACCGGAGGAACCCACCGCCGCCCAUAAGCGCCUCGGAACCGGAGCAGACUCCCACCCAGCCCCCCCCGCCCCAAUGCCGAGGCCGGGGGUCGGCUCCGCCGCAGCGCCGCGGUCGCCGGCGCGGGGCUCCUACCUCUCCGCCAUCUUCCUCCCCGGGCGCUCGCUCUCACAGGGCCGGCGGGGCGCGAGCCGCGGGGGCGGCGGCGGCGGCGGCGCGGACGGAGUCCCUCAUAUCGGCCCGGCCCGGCCCGGCCCGGCCCGCGCCGCACGGGGCUCCUGCGGCUCCUGCGGCCCCGGCUGCUGCGGCUGCGGCUGCACGCUGCUCCACGACGCUUCCCCAGCCGCCGCCGCCGCCGCCGCCGCCGCCGCUGUCGCCUCCAGAUCCUGCGCGGAGCCCGGAGCCCGCGCGCGUCCUCCCGUCACCAAGCGCAACCCCCCGCCCUCCUACUCCGCCUCCUGCUCUCGCCUCCCGCCUCUCCCCGCAGCCCCUUCUCCCCGCCGCCAGCCGCCGGGCGGCGCUAGGAGGACGUGGAGCGGCGAGAAGAGAGCGCCGCGGCGCGAGCCCUCGCUGCUGGGGAUCAUGGGAGACGGAGUUCCAGCCUCCCGGAGGGGAAGGGGCUGCAAAGGUCAUUUGGGACCGGGGAACUUAG
This is a messenger RNA of Sarcophilus harrisii (Tasmanian devil), 1401 nucleotides long. RefSeq names its product extensin-like. The transcript has a single exon. Lineage: Eukaryota; Metazoa; Chordata; Mammalia; Dasyuromorphia; Dasyuridae. The record is from RefSeq and is a predicted model, not a curated record. Bases 1 to 1401 code for a protein of 466 amino acids.